AUGAUUCUCCAAGUAAAUCUCGACUCUUCUCAGACUGUUGUAGGCGAAUCAGCACCUACUGCAUCUGUCCACGACCCCGAGCCAUCUCGCUAUCAAGUCUUUCACAUAGAACAUUCCCCAAACGUUCACAAAAUCUUUAUUCCAACUAGUUUCCCUCGACCAGCCGGCUAUCUGUACUCCGUCACAGACGCCUCUCUCCAAGACCAUCCCCAAACCGCACUGCCUGUCACUGCCGACAUCCUCAAUUCCCCAGAACACAUGGGUGAUAUUCACCAGAGUCGAUUCGUUGGAUUCAUCGCAUCUCAGGAUCUCGAUCGUAUGAGAACCAUGAUCAAAGACCAUUCGAGGCCGCUCAGCCCUGACGAUUAUGCCUCUCUCCCCGAUUAUGUAACCCACUGUGAAGUUUGGGUCCGUGUCGUUGUUGAAAUGCUUCUUGAUGAUGGUAUUCUCGAAGCGCCUCCUCCAGAACCUGCGACUACGGGUGGGCAUAGGCUUCCCAGACAUCACCACACAGCCCAUUGCAUUCACCAGCGACUUCACUCCCACCAUCCUUACAGGCGUCGGGCUCGCCAGUCUGUCGAUCGGGGCCAUUGA
Fusarium poae is the source of this 594-nucleotide messenger RNA. RefSeq lists its product as uncharacterized. The transcript has a single exon. Lineage: Eukaryota; Fungi; Ascomycota; Sordariomycetes; Hypocreales; Nectriaceae. The record is from RefSeq and is a predicted model, not a curated record. Bases 1 to 594 code for a protein of 197 amino acids.